CAGACGCAGAUCUUGAGAACAAUCACCACAGCUUUACGCGAAGUUUCGCGUUUCUCCGAUACAUUUAUUAAUCUAGAUAAAAUCGGGACUUCACACUAUCAAGCAGAUCAGCGGCAUCUAAGAUCACGACAUUAGACAUCAACCGCGUGUUGCUGGCUGUAAGCGCAACAGACCCAAGAGCUGCUGAGCCAGAGAUUCAGGAGACCCUCGCAAAUUGUCUGCCGUGCAGGUGAUCAAAUGUCAGAUUGACAAUUCACCUGCCGUGCACAAACAGCAUGUGAUAUGAUGUCAAAAUGAUUGCGAGAGAUGUGGAAAUAACAUAUCGAAAAAUUGUGUCAUAAAUACAGCAUUGUGGAUAUUCACCUGCUAAAGGAAGAUAAACGAAAGCGCACAAUAUCUUACAACAAAAUCUUGUUGCGACACUCUUAAGAUGGACUUCGACCACGACAAGGCCGAUUUACGUCCUACAAAACAACGAAAACUCAUUCCAGCAAUCCCAAUGCGUCGUGCUUCUGAUUUUCUCGCUGCUUUCGGUGCGACGAGGAGCCCCUCUUCAAGUUCGAGGAUGAAGCGCGAGGCCGUCAUCGAGAUCGACCAGGUUUCUCCUGCAACGUCACGGCGUGUCAGCGAUUGUGGAUUUGAUGGAAGUCCUCAAAUCGAGAGCGAUGUUAUUACAAAAGAUAAUGCGCGUGGGUCGCAACUCGAAACCAGCGAAGAUGAGCUCAGCGUCGGCGACACCAUUCAAGUCUCGCGAGUACCGGCGGUUAAUCUCCAGAAGCGUGAAUCGCUCAGUCGAACCGUGCCUGCUCGUUCCACGAGAGCACAAGUUAGCUAUGCACAGCCCGCGGUUCGCGCAAAGUUGAUCCCGUCUGCCAAAAGUCCUCGUCCAAAGAGAGAGUCCAAAACGUUAUUAGUCUCCGAUACUCUGCCAUCAAGCAUGACAAGAUCUCAGCCUUCCAAGCCGCGUGUAGAAACAGCACGAAACAAAGUGCGAAAGGACAUCGCGGAGUAUACCAAACCCAAAAGAGAUGCUUUCCUGUUGGAUCACAAAGAUUUAUUCUUGCCAUUAUUACCAUCCACCAAUUACAUCAACAAACUGGCACGUCAGCAAGAAGCCAAGCUGCCGCCCGUCGUACCGUACCGCUCUCUCACUGUACAACCAGAGGGCGUGCUCGCAACGAUGAAGCCAUACCAACUCGAGGGUCUCUCGUUUUUAGUGCACAUGCAUGAAAAUGGAAUGCCUGCAAUUCUUGGUGACGAGAUGGGUCUUGGGAAGACGCUUCAGACACUCUCGUUGUUCCAAUAUCUGAAGGACAACAAAGUCACCACUGGCGAGCACAGACCCUAUCUUGUGAUUUGUCCACUCAGCGUUUUAUCGUCCUGGCUUGCCGAGGCCAAGAGGUGGGUACCACACAUGAAGACAGUCCGUUUCCAUGGCCCAAAGGGCGAACGUGACCGCCUCAAGAAAGACACGCUGUUGGGAAAUGUCCAAUACGACAUCUACGUCGCCACUUACGAGUCAUUUCGAGCGGAGCACAGUUGGUUCAAGAGCGCUUUCGUCUGGCGAUAUUGUGUGCUGGACGAAGGCCACAAAGUGAAGAACAGUGAAAGCGAUGUCUCCCACACGUUGCACGGUCUAGGUGCUGAAUACAGACUGCUUCUCACAGGAACACCUGUACAGAAUAACCUCUUUGAGAUGUGGUCGCUCUUGUACUGGCUGCUACCGGAAGUCUUCACUGCCGAUACUGCGGCAAACUUCAAGAAUGCGUUUGAUCUCUCGCAAGGCAAAGCAUCGACGAGCUUCAUGGACCAUGCAAGGCGGCUAUUGGAGGUCAUCAUGCUGCGUCGCUUGAAGGCCUCCGAUGGCGUAAAUCUUGGGUUGCCUCCGAAGGAAGAGGUCCUCCUUUACGUACCGAUCACUCCCAUGCAACGUUUCUGGUAUGAGAGACUAUUGACUCGGUCGGACAAAGCUACUCUGGACGGUCUAUUCUCAAAUUCUCGUAUUAAGGAAGAGAAAGCUCGGGAAGAUGAGCGGACGGACGGAAGCAUGGCGCUCCUGGAACGAGCUGCUCAUCUGGCCGACAAAGCAAACGCCAACUCGAUAAAUGUGUGGGCCGAAAGUCAAGCUAUUCUGGAGCAGGCCCUUGAGACCGAAGCUGAGCAAGACAAAGGAAGCUGGAAGAAGCUGAUGAACCUAUUAAUGCAGCUGCGAAAAGUCUGUACACAUCCUUACGUCCUCAAAGAGGCGGCACCUCCUGAGUACCUGCUUGGGGAGCAUGUCAUCACCGCAUCUGGAAAGUUUAUCGUUCUGAGCAAGCUGGUGGACGAAUUGGUGGUGAAUCAGGGCAAGAAGGUACUUAUUUUCUCUGGAUUCACUGGCACAUUGAAUUUAUGCGAAGACCUCUUGGUCUACAAAGGCGCCGACGGUGACAAUCCGCGAUUUCGGUACACAAGAUUGGACGGCGGCACUUCGCGGGCGCGCAGAAAUUUGGGCAUGAGGCAGUUCAACGAUGCAAACAGCAACUUUCAAAUCAUGCUCCUGUCGACACGAGCAGGUGGCCUGGGUAUCAACCUUACAUCUGCAACCGAAGUCGUGUUCCUGGACGAAGAUUGGAAUCCACAAGUCACGAUACAAGCUGAAGCUCGAGCACAUCGGAUCGGACAAACCAAGAAAGUCACCAUUUACAAGCUUUGUUCUCAAGGCACAGUCGAAGAGCAGAUGAUGGGCCGCAUUCGCAAAAAGCUUUAUCUGUCAGCGAAGAUCACCGAGGGCAUGCGCAACAUCCACACGGAAGAGUCGGUCAGCAAAAAGAGGAAACGACAAUCCAUCAACCCAGCAGCCAACGACGACGCGCCGCAAUUGACUACUGCCUCGCUUCAGGUGUUGAUCCGCCGUGGGGCCCAGACUCUUGCACGACCUGCCGUGGAUGCGGCCGAAAUGUUACUUUGGGACUGGCCUACCAUACUGAUGAAUUGCAAAGACAAACCGCUCGACGCACUGAUCACAGAUGAGGAGGUCGAUGAGCAAGCUUGGCUGAACACCAUGGAACGCGUCGAAUGCGCUGUAUUCGAGGGCCGGAAGCAUCACAAGGAGAUCGAUAUCAAGAUUAAAGCAGAAGUACUCAACCGAGCUGACCGUCGUGAGGGCAAAAACACCACCGUCAUGAUGAACGGUUUCAUGAUAAACAAGGAAAGUCUGCUCUGCGCCGACUGGGAAGCUGUCCCCACUCUCGCCGGCAAAGACCCACGUCUCGCGGAGCCGAAACGCGCGAAGCGCAAAGCCAUCGAGCAUCAAGACUACUGUCAGACCUGCUUCGACGGUGGCGAUGUGGUCGUGUGUGGAGGCUGUCCUCGCGUCUACCACAUCCCAUGCCUGGACAAAGACUUCCGCACCAAGGCCCAAGGUAUGAGCUUCUACUGCCCACAACAUCAAUGUCACGACUGUAGUGCCAAAACCGGCGACGCCGGCGGACUCAUCUACGCCUGUCGCUGGUGCGAGAAUGGCUUCUGCGAGGACUGUCUAGAUUGGUCCAGCACGAAAUUGCUUGGGGAUAGAUUGCCGGAAUACGAUAUACUCGGAUUUCAGUAUAACGGCAACGCGCACUACGUCGAAUGUUCUCACUGUGUUGAAAAUUGGGCCAGGGAUCCCCAGGCUCGACAAUUCGUUGAUGAGGAGCGGAGCCGCGUUCAGACCGAAUACGACUUUGUCCAUGAUCAUCUCGCCGUUGAGGCGGAGCAAGCGAUCAAGGUUGAGCCUGGCGAUAGUGAACUCACGCCCAUCACAAUUUCGGAGGUUACCACACCUACUGCGGAUGUUGCCUUGAGUAUCAAGGUCUGAGAAGUGUCGACCGCGAUUUCAUGACAAUUCGAAUUGGAAGGACUUGUUCGAACGAAGGCGUUUCCUUGUGUGUUGAAAUUGCGUGGAGGAUUCUGGCAGAGGAGUUCUGGGUUGGUUAUGAGAUGUAAAUGUAUGGGAUUCAUUCUACCGUGCUGCUGUUGUAUUCCAGAAUUAUUCUAUUGAUCUGAAGAGGGUGGCUCAGGUCUCUUUACUGUACUAUAUAUGAUUCACUCUUUACCACGCUGCUAUACUGGCGGAAAGGGAAAAUGAUUUCGUGAUGUCGCAUGCUCAGACCAGCACAGAAUGAACUGUCGCUGUUUCAACGAGG
Molecule: messenger RNA, 4166 nt
Organism: Dissoconium aciculare CBS 342.82
Lineage: Eukaryota; Fungi; Ascomycota; Dothideomycetes; Mycosphaerellales; Dissoconiaceae
Exons: 2
Coding region: 431-3838 (1135 amino acids)
Biological process (GO): positive regulation of transcription by RNA polymerase II
Cellular component (GO): nucleus
Molecular function (GO): DNA binding; ATP-dependent chromatin remodeler activity; ATP binding
Source: RefSeq, a predicted model, not a curated record